Messenger RNA from Trifolium pratense (red clover), 3474 nucleotides. Its product is annotated as subtilisin-like protease SBT5.6. Gene Ontology annotation, molecular function: serine-type endopeptidase activity. The transcript is spliced from 9 exons. Lineage: Eukaryota; Viridiplantae; Streptophyta; Magnoliopsida; Fabales; Fabaceae. Gene Ontology annotation, biological process: proteolysis. The record is from RefSeq and is a predicted model, not a curated record. The coding region runs from base 743 to 3097 and encodes 784 amino acids.
AAUGUGUACGCUAACUUUUAAAUGAAUUUCACUUACUUCGAGAGAUUAAUAUUGUCACAGGGAUGCCUUGAUUUAGAGUGAGGAAUGAAUGUCUUGACUUAUUCAAAAAUUGAUAUGCUGGAGCUUGGAUUCAAACUUGAAACUCCUCACUUCUUAUCAUUUUGUGUGUGUGAAUUUCACCGCUAAAUUCUUCGGAACAAAGAAAAUGUGCGAUAAUUUUGGAAAGAGGUCCAAUAUAAUUUUGAAAAUUUAAUACAAUAAUUAUUUUUGUUUUUUGCAUUUAUUAAAAAUGUCUUACAUAUUUAUUGAGAUGAAGCAGUUAAAGUAUAAUAUUUUUUUUUAUUUACAAUGAAGCUGAAGAUCGAACCAACGACCUCUAACAUAUUAUUCAAACUCUACAUCAUUAAACCAAAUAUAGUGGCUUAAGUAUAUUUUAAAUCUUGCAUAAAAUUAGCAGUAUUAAGUAUAAUUUUAAUGCUCAAUCAAAAUAUGCAAUGCACAAAAAAGAAAAAACGCCUAUAUAGACAAUAUUCAUCAAAAUAUAUAUAUCUCCAAUAUUUCUGCCAAAAAAGUAGUCUAAUAUAUUACAGAAAAACCUAUACAACAUGCCUAUAAAAUCUUGUCGUUUAAUCACAUACUAACAAAACCAUACUAUAGAGAUGAGGUUAAGCAUUGGUUAGAGAUUCUUGUAACUUUAUAAAUAUCAUCACAUUAUUAUCAAAUUGUAUUUUGUCUAUAUACUAUGUCAAUGAACAUCAUUAUUUCCACAACAUGCUUGUUCCUUCUCAUCCUUCUUCUUCCAUUGGCCUCAUGCACAAAAAAUAACCAGGUUUAUUUAAUUGAGUUUGGACAACACAUUAAUGGAGAGAAAACAUUGCAUGAAAUAGAGAAUACACAUCACUCUUAUUUGCUUUUGGUAAAAGAAACAGAGGAAGAAGCAAGAGCUUCUCUUCUUUAUAGUUACAAACAUACUUUCAAUGGCUUUGCAGCUUUGCUUACACCAAAUGAAGCCAAUAAUCUCUCAGGAAUGGAAGGGGUAGUGUCUGUGACUAAGAGCCAAAUAAAGAGCUAUUCAUUGCAUACCACAAGGUCAUGGAAAUUUGUGGGGUUAGAUGGGCCAUUAGAUCCUUUUGAAGAAAAAUCCAAUGAGACAAAUAGUGAUUUGUUAGCCAAAGCAAAGUAUGGUCAAGAUAUUAUAGUAGGAAUGAUUGAUAAUGGUGUAUGGCCAGAUUCAAAGAGUUUCAGUGAUGAAGGUAUGGGUCCUGUUCCACAGAAAUGGAAAGGAGUGUGCCAAAAUGGAACUGAUUUUGGUUCAUCUAAAUGCAAUAGAAAGAUAAUAGGAGCAAGGUACUACUUGCAAGGUUAUGAAAGUCUCUAUGGCCCUUUAAACGAACAAGAGGAUUACAAAUCAGCCCGCGACAAAGAUGGACACGGAACACAUACAGCUUCAAUAGUAGCAGGGCGAGCAGUUCAGAAUGCCUCAGCACUCGGAGGCUUCGCCAGAGGCACAGCCAUUGGCGGAGCCCCGUUAGCUCGCCUUGCCAUAUACAAAGCAUGUUGGCCAAUUAAAGGAAAAUCUAAAAGCGAUGGAAAUGUUUGCGCAAACAUUGACAUGCUUAAAGCUAUAGAUGAUGCAAUUGAAGAUGGUGUUGAUGUUAUAAACCUUUCCAUUGGAUACCAUAAUCCAUUGAAAUAUGAAGAUGAUGUGAUUGCUAGGGGUGCAUUACAAGCUAUAAGGAAUAACAUUGUUGUGGUUUGUAGUGCUGGAAAUUCUGGUCCUGUUGCUUCUAGUUUGUCAAAUCCUGCUCCUUGGAUCAUCACUGUUGGUGCUAGUACUGUUGAUCGAACCUUUCUUGCUCCAAUUAAACUUGCCAAUGGCACAAACAUUGAGGGUAGAUCAAUUACUCCACUCUACAUGGAAAACAGUUUACGCCCCUUAGUUCUAGCUAGUGAUGUUGAACUUGCAGGCAUUGCUGCAAAUUCUUCCGGGUAUUGCCUAGACAAUACUCUUGAUCCAAGCAAGGUGAAGGGGAAGAUAGUUUUGUGUUUGAGAGGACAAGGUGGAAGAGUGAUAAAAGGGUUGGAAGCUCAAAGAGCUGGUGCUAUAGCUUUUAUCCUUGGGAACAAUAAAGCUUAUGCAAAUGAUGUACCUUCUGAUCCUAAUUUCAUUCCAGCCACUGCAGUGAACUAUGAGAAUACCUUAAAACUUAUUCAAUAUAUUCAUUCUACCCCUAAUCCAAUGGCACAACUUUUGCCCGGAAGAACAGUGUUAGAUGCCAAACCAGCACCUUCCAUGGCAAUUUUCUCUAGUAGAGGUCCCAAUAUAAUUGACCCUAAUAUUCUAAAGCCUGACAUAACAGCUCCUGGAGUAGACAUAUUGGCAGCAUGGACAGCUGAAGAUGGACCUACAAGAAUGACAUUUCAGGAUAAACGAGUUGUAAAGUACAAUAUUUUUUCAGGAACUUCAAUGUCUUGCCCUCAUGUUUCUGCUGCAGCUGUUCUUCUCAAAGCCAGGUACCCUACUUGGAGUCCUGCUGCUAUUAGGUCUGCCCUCAUAACUUCAGCAAGAUCAACAGACAACACAGGAAAUCAAAUGACAGAUGAAACUGGAAAAUCUACAACACCAUUUGCAAUGGGAUCAGGCCAUUUCAAUCCCAAAAGAGCAUCAAAUCCAGGACUCAUUUAUGAUGCAUCCUACAAUGACUACCUUCUUUACCUUUGUAAUCUUAACUCAACAAACAUUGCAUAUAACUGUCCAAAUCAAGAUCCUGAACCAUUUGAUCUCAACUAUCCAUCAAUACAAAUCAAUAAACUCAAUUACACAAAAACUAUAAAGAGAACAGUGACAAAUGUUGGUAGGAGCAAAAGUGUUUACAAGUUUAUUGCUAAUCCACCAAAGGAAUUUACCAUUAUAGCCACUCCAAGUGUUCUGAAAUUUACACAUGUUGGUCAGAAAAGGAAUUUUGUCAUCACAGUGACAGGGAAUAGAGAACAGUUACCAAAUAAAAGUGAUUCUGAGAAGUACUAUUUUGGAUGGUAUACUUGGACUGACAAACAUCAUGUUGUGAGAAGUCCAGUGGCAGUGUCUUUUCAGUAAUAAAGAAAUCAUAGUAUUCUUGUACUCAUUAAUUUGUUUACUCUAGUGUUUGUUUGUCCAAAGGACAAAUUAUUGAAGAGUUAUUAGAGAGAAUGAGUGACAGGAUCACAAUAAAUAGAUAGGAUAAAGAUUAUUGGAAAUGAUGGUAGGACAAAAUCAUGUUUUCUAGAUGUGAAAUAUGUUAUAUGAGCUUGCAUAUCAUGCAUUGUUUGGGUUUGGGCCCAUCAUUGAUUUUUCCUUGCCUUGUGAAUGGAGGUGUUUAUAAGAUUUUUAUUAAAGUUUAUAUUGUUGUUUGAAAGAUAUACAGCUGUAAUUUUAGAAGUAAUUUUCAAUUAAUAGAAAUUGUCCUCAUUAAGCACUUAUGAAUAAGUGAUUAA